UGAUAACAAUAAAUUCCCGUCCCAAAAAGAAAACUGAAAGAGAGAAGUGUUUGAAACCUCUGUUGAGAGCGAGACGGGACGAGACGCGACCCAUAAAAUCAAAUCUUCCUUCUGAUUAACGGUUUAGAUUUAGUUUUACAUCUCCUUUCAAUGGACCACAUGCAUUGUUAUCAUAAUCACUUUCUGCACCUCCUACUGAGACGAUUUAAAGCAGUUGACCUCUCCGACAACCCAGAGCUUAUUAAAGAGGAGAAGCGCCGGUAUGAUCAGGCACAACUUGCUUGCCGGUUGAAGAUUAUAGAUAAACAAAGAUUGUUGGGUGUUCAGUCUAGCAAAGCAAUUAGUUCUUACAAAAAGACUGGGAAGGGAUUUAUGUUUAAAGAAAGAAAAUCUGCUCCUUUGGAGCUGAAGAUGGAAGAAGAGCACGCAGUAAUAAGGUUAACUGCUGUUACGGUCCUUCCGAAGGUAGGAAGCCAAGUUGGAGAAACCUUUGUUGGUACCCUUGAAGCCCAUGUUAACGGGUUCCUAUACAAAACCUCCAGCUUCCAUAUGCAUUAUUUUUUUGACGAUAUUAAAAAAUCUUUCUUCCGACUUGGGGACAACAGGAUGCCGCCUCUCUUACACUUUCACUUGCAUAAGCCCAUCAUGAUGGGGUCAGGAAAGACAACAGAUAUCGAAUUCCAUUUGGCGCAAUGCCCUCUGGGACAGAUGAGGUCUGAUCAUGAUUCAGAUAAGAUUGAGAAAGAGAAGCAAAUCAGGGAUGGGGGCCUUAAUGAAGAUUUAAAGAACUUUGUUGGCAAAGUUAAUGCUCUAUGGAAAUACCCGUGUAAUCCACCUUUUCCGUUUGAAGAGAUAAAGAAGGAGUACGAAUUUUAUGGGGUUCUUUCCUCGAAGCCAUCAGCAUUUGCCCUGACGAUCUUUAACCUAAUUGUGUUUGUAGAAACACCUUUCGUUAUGGUGCCACUAAGGAAAAUUGAGAUUGUUAAUCUGGCGCUGCUUAGACCUCAAGAAAUUGAUAUGACAGUCAUAUUUCGGGAAUUUAAGGAGGACGGUGUGCUUGAAAUCAAUUCAAUUCCCUUAAGGUCGCUUGAUUGCAUAAAACGUCGCCUUAACCUUUCUCGAGUGAAGUACUAUGUGAAUGCUAAAAAAUUAGACUGGAAGGCCAUAGUGGAAGGCAUAGCAGAUUUCCCAAAAAAGUUCAUAGAUGAUGGUGGAUGGGAUUACUUUAAACUCGAGGAUCGUGAUACUUUGGCCUACUACAUGGAACCAACAGAUUGCCCCGAGAAGUUCAUGAAGAAUGGUGGAAGGGAUUACUUUAAAGGCGAACAUUCUGAUAUUUCUGCCUACUGCAGGAAAAUAGCGUUUGCCCCAGAGUAAGAAUGAAGAAGCAAUGGGUCGGAUAGUUAAGAAAUGGUAGUAUAGCAGGAGAAAGGUUGAUUUCAGACAAAAUAGUCUGGUGUUUUUUUUGAAUGUGCAUGCAGGUAUUACCUAUAAAGCCAAUGUUGCUGUAAUGAAGAUAUUUUCGCAAUCUGCAGUUUGUCAAUUUCUUAUGUUUGUCAAUUUCUUAUCUCACGAAGAAAUUUGUGUCAGUAGACAGACACUGGAGCUUCUUCAUUAGCGUUUCUAUAACAGGUGAAUGUUAUUCUUAUUUUUGCUUCGGUGACUUCCUUAGCUGGCUGGAGUUUCUUCAUAAGCAUUUACUACUUGUUUUUGUUUCAGUGACUGUUAAUUCUUUUAUGAUUUUUGACAAAGAAGUAUAGAGUCUUUUUUGAAUAUAUACCUACAGUUUGUCAAUAUCAUAUUCUUACUGGAAGAAACUUAUGUUAGUAGAAUAGAUGCGAGUGAGUCAUCUGUUACUAGUUUAUUA
Molecule: messenger RNA, 1867 nt
Organism: Papaver somniferum (opium poppy)
Lineage: Eukaryota; Viridiplantae; Streptophyta; Magnoliopsida; Ranunculales; Papaveraceae
Product: FACT complex subunit SPT16-like
Exons: 2
Coding region: 151-1377 (408 amino acids)
Biological process (GO): transcription elongation by RNA polymerase II; positive regulation of transcription elongation by RNA polymerase II
Cellular component (GO): FACT complex
Molecular function (GO): nucleosome binding
Source: RefSeq, a predicted model, not a curated record